ACGGGCGUCCGCGGCUGCGGAAGCUAGUCUCCGCCGUUGUCGGAGCCGCAACCUCACAGCACCCGGCCCGUCCGGGCCUCUGCCGCGCGGAGCCCCUCCCCGCGUUGCUCAGCUCACAGGCCUCGCGGGAGCCCGCCGCUGCCGCCUCUCUCCCGAGAGGCGGCCGCCUCAGCCCUCGGUGCUCCGGUCGGCGCCGGGAGCGAGGAGCGAGCCGCAGCAAAGCGACCAGGCCCGGAGCGGGGACAGAGGCGGCGACUACGAGAAGGUGAAGCCGCCACUGCAGGAGGAGGAGCGGGAGGAGGUGACGCAGGAGAAACGCACCGCCCGGAGCCCGUCUGAGCUCAGUUAGAGCCCCGGCCCGAGGGGAGAAGAGGGAAGAGGCCGCCACCGCCGGCUGAGGAGGAGGAGGAGGCGGCCGCGGCCACCGCUGCUGCAGGGCGGGCGCGGCGAGCAGCGAAUUCCGGCGCCCCCGUGCAGCUUCCUGGUCUUGACGCCCGCAGCCUCUCGACACACUUUGUCGCCAGUCACCCCCGGGCCUGGGAUGCACCCAGGGUCGGCCUUGUCCUGGGACUGAGUCUUGCAGCUGCCUGCUGCUUCCGCGUGCCCUGCUUCUGAGGAGAAAACGCCCGGGUCGUGCGGAUCUUGAAAUAAAUAUUCUGACAUCUCAAGAAGAUGAGGGAUUUCGUCGAUGUCUCUUCAAAGAUAAUUUUUUUUUCAGAUGGUUAUGCAAUGGUCUCUGCAAGAUGGUUUAUUCUUGAAUUGGAGCUUUUUAAGACUGACAAAUGCUGGUACUUCAUCUUCUAUAAGUGGACUAUAAUUUCUUUUCUCAAGACAACUACAUAAGCAGACAAAAUUGCAAAGAUCUGCCCUGUGUCGAGUAUGACAGCCACGACUCGUGGCUCUCCGGUAGGAGGGAAUGACAGCCAGGGCCAGGCUCCUGAUGGACAGUCUCAGCCCCCCCUCCAACAGAAUCAGACUUCAUCGCCUGAUUCUUCCAAUGAAAAUUCCCCGGCAACUCCCCCAGAUGAACAAGGUCAAGGUGAUGCCCCACCACAGCUUGAAGAUGAGGAACCUGCAUUUCCGCAUACUGACCUGGCAAAGUUGGAUGACAUGAUCAAUAGGCCUCGAUGGGUGGUUCCAGUUUUGCCAAAAGGGGAAUUAGAAGUGCUUUUAGAAGCUGCUAUUGAUCUUAGUAAAAAAGGCCUUGAUGUUAAAAGUGAAGCUUGUCAGCGAUUUUUCCGAGAUGGGCUAACAAUAUCAUUCACUAAAAUCCUUACAGAUGAGGCAGUGAGUGGCUGGAAGUUUGAAAUUCAUAGGUGUAUUAUCAACAAUACUCAUCGUCUGGUGGAGCUAUGUGUGGCCAAGUUGUCCCAAGACUGGUUUCCACUUCUAGAACUUCUCUCCAUGGCCUUAAAUCCUCAUUGCAAAUUCCAUAUCUACAAUGGUACACGUCCAUGUGAAUCUGUUUCCUCAAGUGUUCAAUUGCCUGAAGAUGAACUCUUUGCUCGUUCUCCAGACCCUCGCUCACCAAAAGGUUGGCUGGUGGAUCUUCUCAACAAGUUCGGCACUUUAAAUGGGUUCCAGAUUUUGCAUGAUCGUUUUAUUAAUGGAUCAGCAUUAAAUGUUCAAAUAAUUGCAGCCCUUAUAAAACCAUUUGGGCAGUGCUACGAGUUUCUCACUCUUCAUACAGUGAAAAAGUACUUUCUUCCAGUAAUAGAAAUGGUUCCACAGUUUUUAGAAAACUUAACUGAUGAAGAGCUGAAAAAAGAAGCAAAGAAUGAAGCCAAAAAUGAUGCCCUUUCAAUGAUUAUUAAAUCUUUGAAGAAUUUGGCUUCAAGGGUUCCAGGACAAGAAGAAACUGUAAAAAAUUUAGAAAUAUUUAGGUUAAAAAUGAUACUUAGAUUACUGCAAAUUUCGUCUUUCAAUGGAAAGAUGAAUGCACUGAAUGAGGUUAAUAAGGUGAUAUCUAGUGUGUCUUAUUACACUCAUCGACAUGGUAACCCUGAGGAGGAAGAGUGGCUCACAGCUGAACGAAUGGCAGAAUGGAUACAGCAGAACAAUAUCUUAUCCAUAGUAUUGCGAGAUAGUCUGCAUCAACCACAGUAUGUAGAAAAGCUAGAGAAGAUUCUUCGUUUUGUCAUUAAAGAAAAAGCUCUGACAUUACAAGAUCUUGAUAAUAUCUGGGCAGCACAGGCAGGGAAGCAUGAAGCCAUUGUGAAGAAUGUACAUGAUCUGCUGGCAAAGUUAGCAUGGGAUUUUUCUCCUGAACAACUUGAUCAUCUUUUUGAUUGCUUUAAGGCCAGUUGGACAAAUGCAAGUAAAAAGCAGCGUGAAAAGCUACUUGAGCUGAUACGUCGCCUUGCAGAAGAUGAUAAAGAUGGUGUGAUGGCGCACAAAGUGUUGAACCUACUGUGGAAUCUGGCCCACAGUGAUGAUGUACCUGUAGACAUCAUGGACCUGGCUCUCAGUGCCCACAUAAAAAUACUAGAUUAUAGUUGCUCACAGGACCGUGACACACAGAAGAUCCAGUGGAUAGAUCGCUUUAUAGAAGAACUUCGUACAAAUGACAAAUGGGUAAUUCCUGCGCUGAAACAAAUUAGAGAAAUUUGUAGUUUGUUCGGUGAAGCCCCUCAAAAUUUGAGUUCUUCUCGUUUCAGUCAAACUCAGCGAAGUCCCCAUGUAUUUUACCGCCAUGACUUAAUCAAUCAACUUCAGCACAAUCAUGCCCUAGUUACUUUGGUAGCAGAAAACCUUGCAACUUAUAUGGAAAGCAUGAGGCUGUAUGCUAGAGAUCAUGAAGACUAUGACCCCCAAACUGUGAGGCUGGGAAGUAGAUACAGUCAUGUUCAAGAAGUCCAAGAACGGCUUAACUUCCUUAGAUUUUUAUUGAAGGAUGGCCAACUGUGGCUAUGUGCUCCUCAGGCAAAACAAAUAUGGAAAUGCUUAGCAGAGAAUGCAGUUUACCUUUGUGAUCGUGAAGCCUGCUUUAAGUGGUAUUCCAAGUUGAUGGGGGAUGAACCAGACUUGGAUCCUGAUAUAAAUAAAGACUUCUUUGAAAGUAAUGUGCUUCAGCUUGAUCCAUCCCUAUUAACUGAGAAUGGAAUGAAAUGUUUUGAGCGAUUCUUCAAAGCUGUGAAUUGUCGAGAAGGAAAACUAGUAGCCAAAAGGAGAGCAUAUAUGAUGGAUGAUUUGGAGUUAAUAGGAUUAGACUAUCUUUGGAGGGUUGUGAUUCAAAGUAAUGACGAUAUUGCCAGCAGAGCUAUAGAUCUUCUUAAAGAAAUAUAUACAAACCUUGGUCCGAGGCUACAGGUCAAUCAGGUGGUAAUCCAUGAAGACUUCAUUCAGUCUUGCUUUGAUCGUUUGAAAGCCUCUUAUGAUACACUAUGUGUUUUGGAUGGUGACAAAGACAGUAUUAAUUGUGCAAGGCAGGAGGCUGUUCGAAUGGUUCGUGUAUUAACUGUGUUAAGGGAGUACAUAAAUGAAUGUGACAGUGAUUAUCACGAGGAAAGAACAAUUCUACCUAUGUCAAGAGCUUUCCGUGGUAAACACCUCUCUUUUAUAGUUCGAUUUCCAAACCAGGGCAGACAAGUUGAUGACUUGGACGUAUGGUCUCAUACAAAUGAUACGAUCGGUUCAGUAAGACGAUAUAUUCUCAAUCGUAUUAAAGCCAAUGUAGCUCAUACAAAAAUUGAGCUCUUUGUGGGCGGUGAACUGAUAGAUCCUGCAGAUGACAGAAAAUUGAUUGGACAAUUAAACUUGAAAGAUAAAUCACUAAUUACAGCCAAACUUACACAGAUAAGUUCCAAUAUGCCUUCAAGCCCUGAUAGUUCUUCUGAUUCCUCAACUGGGUCUCCUGGAAACCAUGGUAAUCAUUACAGUGAUGGUCCCAAUCCAGAAGUGGAAAGCUGUUUACCUGGGGUGAUAAUGUCAUUGCAUCCCAGAUACAUCUCUUUCCUUUGGCAAGUUGCAGACUUAGGCAGCAGCCUAAAUAUGCCUCCUCUUAGAGAUGGAGCAAGAGUACUUAUGAAGCUUAUGCCACCAGAUAGCACAACAAUAGAAAAGUUAAGAGCUAUUUGUUUAGAUCACGCCAAACUUGGAGAAAGCAGCCUUAGUCCAUCUCUUGACUCGCUUUUCUUUGGUCCUUCAGCCUCACAAGUGCUAUACCUAACAGAGGUAGUCUAUGCCUUGUUAAUGCCUGCUGGUGCACCUCUGGCUGAUGAUUCCUCUGAUUUUCAAUUUCACUUCUUGAAAAGUGGUGGCCUGCCCCUCGUCCUGAGCAUGCUAACCAGAAAUAACUUCCUACCAAAUGCAGAUAUGGAAACUCGAAGGGGUGCUUACCUCAAUGCUCUUAAAAUAGCCAAACUGUUGCUAACUGCCAUUGGCUAUGGCCACGUUCGAGCUGUGGCAGAAGCUUGUCAGCCAGGUGUAGAAGGCGUGAAUCCCAUGACAUCGGUCAACCAAGUUACUCAUGAUCAAGCCGUGGUGCUACAAAGUGCCCUUCAGAGCAUUCCUAAUCCAUCAUCUGAAUGCAUGCUUAGAAAUGUGUCCAUUCGUCUUGCUCAGCAAAUAUCUGAUGAGGCUUCAAGAUAUAUGCCUGAUAUCUGUGUAAUUAGAGCUAUUCAGAAAAUCAUCUGGGCAUCAGGAUGUGGGGCAUUACAGCUAGUAUUUAGCCCAAAUGAAGAAAUCACUAAAAUUUAUGAGAAGACCAACGCAGGCAAUGAGCCAGACUUGGAAGAUGAACAGGUUUGCUGUGAAGCAUUGGAAGUGAUGACGUUGUGUUUUGCCUUGAUUCCGACAGCCUUGGAUGCUCUUAGUAAAGAAAAGGCUUGGCAGACAUUCAUUAUUGACUUACUAUUGCACUGUCACAGCAAAACUGUUCGCCAGGUCGCACAAGAGCAGUUCUUUUUGAUGUGCACCAGAUGUUGCAUGGGACACAGGCCUCUACUUUUCUUCAUUACUCUGCUCUUCACCGUGUUGGGGAGCACAGCCAGAGAGAGAGCUAAGCAUUCAGGCGACUACUUCACCCUUUUAAGACACCUUCUUAAUUAUGCUUACAAUAGUAAUAUUAACAUACCCAAUGCUGAAGUUCUUCUCAAUAAUGAAAUUGAUUGGCUUAAGAGAAUUAGGGAUGAUGUUAAAAGAACAGGUGAAACAGGUGUUGAAGAGACAAUCUUAGAAGGUCACCUUGGGGUAACAAAAGAAUUAUUGGCCUUUCAAACCCCUGAGAAAAAGUAUCAUAUUGGUUGUGAAAAAGGAGGUGCUAAUCUCAUUAAAGAAUUAAUUGAUGAUUUCAUCUUCCCUGCAUCCAAUGUUUACCUGCAAUAUAUGAGAAAUGGAGAGCUGCCCGCUGAACAGGCAAUUCCAGUCUGUAGCUCCCCAGCUACCAUUAACGCUGGUUUUGAGUUACUUGUAGCGUUAGCUGUUGGCUGCGUGAGGAAUCUCAAACAGAUAGUAGAUUCUUUGACUGAAAUGUAUUAUAUUGGCACAGCAAUAACUACUUGUGAAGCACUUACAGAGUGGGAAUAUCUGCCACCUGUUGGACCCCGCCCACCUAAAGGAUUUGUGGGGCUGAAAAAUGCUGGUGCUACUUGCUACAUGAAUUCUGUGAUUCAGCAACUCUACAUGAUUCCCUCCAUCAGGAACGGUAUUCUUGCAAUUGAAGGCACAGGUAGUGAUGUAGAUGAUGAUAUGUCUGGGGAUGAGAAGCAGGACAAUGAGAGCAAUGUUGAUCCCAGAGAUGAUGUAUUUGGAUAUCCUCAACAAUUUGAAGACAAACCAGCAUUAAGUAAAACAGAAGAUAGGAAGGAGUAUAAUAUCGGUGUCCUAAGACACCUUCAAGUCAUCUUUGGUCAUUUAGCUGCUUCUCGUCUACAGUACUAUGUGCCCAGAGGAUUUUGGAAACAGUUCAGGCUUUGGGGUGAGCCUGUUAAUCUGCGUGAACAGCAUGAUGCUUUAGAAUUUUUUAAUUCACUGGUGGAUAGUUUAGAUGAAGCUUUGAAAGCCUUGGGACAUCCAGCUAUGCUAAGUAAAGUCUUAGGAGGUUCCUUUGCUGAUCAGAAGAUUUGCCAGGGCUGCCCACAUAGAUACGAGUGUGAAGAAUCUUUUACGACUUUGAAUGUAGACAUUAGAAAUCACCAAAAUCUUCUUGAUUCUUUGGAACAAUAUGUCAAAGGAGAUUUAUUAGAAGGUGCAAAUGCAUAUCAUUGUGAAAAAUGCAAUAAAAAGGUUGAUACCGUAAAGCGCUUGCUAAUUAAAAAAUUACCUCCCGUUCUUGCUAUCCAACUGAAAAGAUUCGAUUAUGACUGGGAAAGAGAAUGUGCAAUCAAAUUCAAUGAUUAUUUUGAAUUUCCUCGAGAGCUGGACAUGGAACCUUACACAGUCGCAGGUGUUGCAAAGCUGGAAGGAGAUAAUGUAAACCCAGAGAGUCAGUUGAUACAGCAGAAUGAGCAGUCUGAAAGUGAGACGGCAGGAAGCACAAAAUACAGACUCGUGGGCGUGCUGGUACACAGUGGCCAAGCAAGUGGUGGACAUUAUUAUUCUUACAUCAUUCAAAGGAAUGGUGGAGAUGGUGAGAGAAAUCGCUGGUAUAAAUUUGAUGAUGGAGAUGUAACAGAGUGUAAAAUGGAUGACGACGAAGAAAUGAAAAACCAGUGUUUUGGCGGAGAGUAUAUGGGAGAGGUAUUUGAUCACAUGAUGAAGCGCAUGUCCUACAGGCGCCAGAAAAGGUGGUGGAAUGCUUACAUACUUUUUUAUGAACGAUUGGAUACUAUAGACCAGGGUGAUGAGUUGAUAAGAUACAUAUCUGAGCUUGCUAUCACCACAAGACCCCAUCAGAUUAUUAUGCCAUCAGCCAUCGAGAGAAGUGUACGGAAGCAGAAUGUGCAAUUCAUGCAUAACCGAAUGCAGUACAGUCUAGAAUAUUUUCAGUUCAUGAAAAAACUGCUUACGUGUAACGGUGUUUACUUAAAUCCUCCACCAGGGCAAGAUCACCUGUUGCCUGAAGCAGAAGAAAUCACUAUGAUUAGUAUUCAGCUUGCUGCUAGGUUCCUUUUUACCACAGGAUUUCACACCAAGAAAAUCGUCCGUGGCUCUGCCAGUGAUUGGUAUGAUGCACUGUGUAUUCUCCUUCGUCACAGCAAGAAUGUCCGUUUUUGGUUUGCUCACAAUGUCCUUUUUAAUGUUUCAAAUCGCUUUUCUGAAUACCUUCUGGAGUGCCCCAGUGCAGAAGUAAGGGGUGCAUUUGCAAAACUUAUAGUUUUUAUUGCACAUUUUUCCUUGCAAGAUGGGCCAUGUCCUUCACCUUUUGCAUCUCCCGGACCUUCUAGUCAGGCAUAUGACAACUUAAGCCUAAGCGAUCACCUACUAAGGGCAGUUCUCAAUCUCUUGAGAAGGGAAGUUUCAGAGCAUGGGCGUCAUUUGCAGCAGUAUUUCAAUCUGUUUGUAAUGUAUGCCAAUUUAGGUGUGGCAGAGAAGACACAACUUCUGAAAUUGAAUGUACCUGCCACCUUUAUGCUUGUGUCUUUAGAUGAAGGUCCAGGUCCUCCAAUCAAAUAUCAGUAUGCUGAAUUAGGCAAAUUGUACUCCGUUGUGUCACAGCUGAUCCGCUGUUGCAAUGUCUCUUCAAGAAUGCAGUCUUCAAUCAAUGGUAAUCCUCCUCUUCCCAAUCCUUUUGGUGAUCCUAAUUUAUCACAACCUAUAAUGCCAAUUCAGCAGAAUGUGGCAGACAUUUUAUUUGUGAGAACAAGUUAUGUGAAGAAAAUCAUUGAGGACUGCAGUAACUCAGAGGAAACUGUCAAAUUGCUUCGUUUUUGCUGCUGGGAGAAUCCUCAGUUCUCAUCUACUGUCCUCAGUGAACUUCUCUGGCAGGUUGCAUAUUCCUACACUUAUGAACUCCGGCCCUAUUUGGAUCUGCUUUUGCAAAUCUUACUGAUUGAGGACUCCUGGCAGACUCACAGAAUUCAUAAUGCACUUAAAGGAAUCCCAGAUGACCGAGAUGGGCUGUUUGACACAAUCCAGCGCUCUAAGAAUCACUAUCAAAAGAGAGCAUACCAGUGUAUAAAAUGUAUGGUAGCUCUUUUUAGCAAUUGUCCUGUUGCUUACCAGAUUCUGCAGGGCAAUGGAGAUCUUAAAAGAAAGUGGACCUGGGCAGUGGAAUGGCUUGGAGAUGAACUUGAAAGACGACCAUACACCGGCAACCCUCAGUACACUUACAACAACUGGUCUCCUCCAGUGCAGAGCAAUGAAACAUCAAAUGGUUAUUUCUUGGAGAGAUCACAUAGUGCUAGGAUGACACUUGCAAAAGCUUGUGAACUCUGUCCAGAGGAGGAGCCAGAUGACCAAGAUGCCCCAGAUGAGCAUGAGUCACCUCCACCUGAAGAUGCCCCAUUAUACCCCCAUUCACCUGGAUCUCAGUAUCAACAGAAUAACCAUGUGCAUGGACAGCCGUAUACAGGCCCAGCAGCACAUCACAUGAACAACCCUCAGAGAACUGGCCAACGAGCACAAGAAAAUUACGAAGGCAGUGAAGAAGUAUCCCCACCUCAGACGAAGGAUCAGUGAAAUGCACAUAAUUAACUAGUUCCAUCAAGACUGUGCACCCAGGCCUUACAGUCCAACCUUUUUCUGUGUCUGGCUAAUAAUUUAAAACUAGAAAAACUAUUCCUAAUCAACAUGGAGUGGAGAGUUUAUUCACUGUCUUAUCUGCAGAAAUUUGCUGUCAAUAUAUAACCCGCCUGCAGUGGAAAGUGUAUAGUGUUUUGUAAUAAAUGGCCUGAUGCUAAUGUGUAAAUGGCAAAGGUGUAUAUAGUAUAUUAAUGUUUGACUGUUAAUUCUUAAGCAAGAAACUUUUCUUGAGGAGACUCACAGAUCUACAAAAACUACAAAAGUUAAUUUUCUUGUUCUUCCCACUGCACUCUGCAACCAGUGUUGACUGCCUCGUGGCAGUUGGAUCUGCUCCUUUACAAAAACAAAAAAAUAAACCAACAGCAACAAAACAGCCCAUCCAUGUCAACCACACCAAUAGUUUCAUGUUAAUCUUUGCCACGGGAGUCAGUUUUACUAUGAGCAAUGAUAUAAGGCUGGUAACCUUUAAAUUAUUUGGUUGAUGUGGAAAAUUGGUGAUGUAAUAUUGUUUCUAGAUCUUUUUCAUUGCCUUUUUAAUUCUGAUGUUAGGUUAAUCACUUUGAAGCUAUAGUUAAUGCUGUAACAUUUAGCAUGGCUUCACACCAGGUUAGUGUAGCCAAUGAGGAAAAAAUUACCCUAAUGACAGCAGUUGUCCCAGUGUGACAGCUGUAUUGCUCAGAGCUUUUCCUUCUUACACCUAGAAUAUAAGUAUAAAACAAGGGGAGAAAUGUGAGAAACAGGCGGUUUUCAGUUACACAUACGUUGCUUAUGUCUAAUGUUUGACAGUUCAAUCUCUGGGUGGGAUAAAGAAAUUUAAAUAUCAGUAAUGGGAAUUUUUAAAGAUUUAAAACAAAUAUGCAAAAAUUUGCUAUGCCAGGAUGCUUGGAGCAUAAUAGAAGAUUGUAUUUGGUGUGCUUGUUUUGUUUCUUUGGUAGAGCUUAUUAGAUGAAUCUUCUAGAACUUUCCUUCCGCUGGACCCCAGUGAAGUGGAAGUCACCAGAAUCCCACAGUACUUGGAGCGCCACUGCACCAAGCUUGUCUGGCUGAGUUUCUGCUCAGGCACAGUUUUACUUGAAAGCAAGAAUUGUCCUAGCUCCUUUUCCAUUAUUCCAAAAUUUUGAAUGUUCGAAGCAGGGUCUUGAUUAAAAAGGAAACUACUGGUUAGUUAAUCUAAUUGAGGUAUCAUAAUUUCAGCAUAAACAUUUAAUUAAAGAUAAGGAACUCAUCAGUUAAUACUGUAUUUAAAAGAGAAUUGGUAACUUGAAUGUGUGUAAUUUUUGGAACCUGUCUAAAAACCAAAUACCCCUGCAAACAGAUACAGUCCACCCUAUUCUAUUUAAAUAUUUUGCUGUUUUAUUUUAUAGAAAUUAUUUUGCUGAAUUCACAAAUAGAAUUUGAUUUAUGAAGAA
Messenger RNA from Lutra lutra (Eurasian river otter), 10031 nucleotides. It is a transcript of the gene USP9X, whose product is annotated as ubiquitin specific peptidase 9 X-linked. Bases 880 to 8559 code for a protein of 2559 amino acids. The record is from RefSeq and is a predicted model, not a curated record. Gene Ontology annotation, molecular function: cysteine-type deubiquitinase activity; cysteine-type endopeptidase activity. Gene Ontology annotation, biological process: protein deubiquitination; cell migration. NCBI's taxonomy places the organism in Eukaryota, Metazoa, Chordata, Mammalia, Carnivora, Mustelidae. The transcript is spliced from 46 exons. Gene Ontology annotation, cellular component: nucleus; cytosol.